Molecule: messenger RNA, 630 nt
Organism: Tetrapisispora phaffii CBS 4417
Lineage: Eukaryota; Fungi; Ascomycota; Saccharomycetes; Saccharomycetales; Saccharomycetaceae
Gene: DOT5
Product: thioredoxin peroxidase DOT5
Exons: 1
Coding region: 1-630 (209 amino acids)
Biological process (GO): cell redox homeostasis; cellular response to oxidative stress
Cellular component (GO): cytoplasm
Molecular function (GO): thioredoxin peroxidase activity
Source: RefSeq, a predicted model, not a curated record
AUGACUGAAGUGAGAAGAUCAAGCAGAAUUGCCAACAAGAAAAUUAUCCAUCAAGCUGAUGUGAAGGCUGAACACAGCUCAAAAGUGAGCAAGAAAGCCAAAACGACAGUGAAGAAAACGUUAUCGGUUUCAAAGAUCGAGACUGAUUUAAAGGAAACCCAAAAGGAUGACUAUGAGGAGAUUCAAGUUGGAGAUGAAAUCCCUGAUUUAACAUUAGAGAAUCAAGAAGGUGAAGAGUUGUCCUUGAGAGAUUUAGCCCAGAAAAACAAAAUAAUUACUAUAUUUGUUUAUCCAAGAGCUAGUACUCCAGGUUGUACUAGACAAGCUUGUGGCUUUAGAGAUAAUUUCGAUGAUUUGAAGAAAUAUUCUUUAAUAUUGGGUUUGAGUGGUGAUUCCAUUACUGCACAAAAACAUUUUAAAACUAAACAAAAUUUACCAUACGAUUUGUUAUGUGAUACAGAAAAAAAAUUGAUAACUAUCCUAGGGUGCAAAAAGAAGCCAAGUGGUAUUAUUAGAUCUUAUUUCAUUUUUGUUGAUGGUAAAUUAAAAUUGAAAAGGGUUAAAGUUUCCCCUGAAGUAAGUAUUACUGAGAGCAAGAAAGAAAUUUUAGAUCUAGUUAAGGAGUUAUGA